AUGAAGACCUGUCCAGUAGUAGUAGAAGUAGUGCCGGAGAUCCUGGAAUAUAAACUAGAGUACACGCCAGACUUACGAUGUGAGAAGCAAACAGACUUGGUGCCUGUUUGCCACAGUUGUAAAUCCUGCAUCUUGUCCUGGAAGGCAUUCUCCACCCGUGAGUGGUUUGUCCGUGCCAGCCGUGCCUCUCAGGGACAAUUCUUGGUAGGGAUCAUAAAACGCUUCAAAAGUCAGGACCUCUUGAAGUAUGCCUGGAAUCUCCUACAGGCUACUGACACUAAGGAUUUCACCUACAGCCGUUCAUGUGUCAGCUCCAGCUUGAUGGCCUCUUCCACCUUGGACCGGGCACUGGAUCCACAGAAACUGGAGCAGUCCAUGGCAGACCUAUGGAAGUGGUUCUUAAAUGCCAGUUUCUGGAGCAAAGCAAACUACAUCUUGCUUUUGCUACAGAUGUGUGACACACAGUUGUUGCUGAUGGCUGCCAGCAUGAUACGUAUCUUCUUAAGCCAAGAUGAGAUGGUCACCUCCAAAAUGGUGGAAAAGGACAAAGGUCAUCUACGUUCGCAAAGGGUUUGGUCCAAAGAGUCAGAUCAGCUAUCUGGAGAUUCAUCUGAGGGCGUGGAUAGUGCCAGUGGCACUUCCACUGCACUAAAUGUCACAAAAUCUUCCCAAAAGCCCCCCAACAUCAACAAAUUCAAAGACUUCAUUCGCUGCCUGCCCAUCCACCUAUCCAAGUACAUAUUGAGAAUGCUGGACCUGAAAUCCCUGAAUAGAUGUGCCAAAGUGAGUCCACACUGGAACUUCCUUGUCAAGCAAAUUCGGAAGGAUAUUAUAUCGAAUCGUUCCCUCAGGAGUGAGAUUGCAUACCUGCAGGGGUCAUGCCCUAAACGAGCAAUUUCCAACUAUGCAAAAAUAGUCAAGGUUACCAUUCCCCGGAUAAACACUGAAGGCAACAUCAUCUCAUUAAUAAUCAAGAAUAAGCAACUAAUAAGAAAGGAGUCUGAACACCUGCACAAAGCUUAUCAUGGCCAAGAGACAAACACUGUCAAGUUAGAAGAAAGGAACGUCUUCUGCGGUGGCUAUAAUGUCCGAAUUCUAAUCGACAGUUUGGAUCCAAACAGAGUGAUUCACUACAGCGGUGGGAAGUUGUUGGCCAUUGGUUCUGUGGACCGAAAAGUCCAUUUGAUGGAUAUGAAUGACCUGAAGCGCGUCCCUCCUAUCCUUUUUGGACAUGCUGGGAGCAUCCGGGCCAUAUAUCUCAAUGAACAGAAAGGGUUGCUUCUGAGCGGCAGCUACGAUCUCAGCAUCAGAAUGUGGAAUAUCUUCACUGGGUCGUGUGUGAAAAUUUUUAAUGGUCAUUCAGGGAGCAUCACUUGCUUGGAUUUGUACAAGAACAAAUUUGUGUCUGGAUCCAAAGACUGCACAGCAAAAAUGUGGAAUAUAGAAACUGGGAAAUGCAUGAAGACUUUUGGGCACAAAGCUAUUGUUUGGGCUGCUAAAAUGAAUGAAACUCACGUUGUGAGUGCCUGCGACAAGGGCCUAGUGAAAGUGUGGCAUGCUGAGACCUGUAUACUGAUCAAGACUUUACAAGGUCAUCUAGGCCCUGUGAAGUGCCUGUCGUUUGAUCAGUGGCAUCUUGUGACAGGAAGCAGUGAUGGCUAUAUCCUGGGAUGGAGCAUGCUGGGAAAUCACAAGAGAUGUCUGGGAGCUUUCAGACACCCCAUGGAGGUUCUAUCCCUGGGAUUUCUCUAUCUCAGAGUCAUCAGCGGUUGUGCUGAUGGGAAGAUACGCAUAUUCAACUUCCUGACUGGGACCUGCCUGAGGGUUAUGAGAGCCAACAGCAGAGGUGACCCCGUGGUGUCCUUCUGUAUGGUAGAUAACAAGCUAGUGAUCAAUGCACAAAGCAGUGUUGUUUUGUUCCAGUUUGAGGAGGUGAUAUGGGACCAUACACAAACUUCUGACAGACUAAUUAAAACAAAAGAGAAGUGCAAAUUUGAUGACACUCCAUUCCGUAUACAGCCAUCUCCGCAUUCACUUUCUCAGCGGAAGAGACGGGCCAACAAGAAUAACUGGAAGCUUUACAGCACCGACACAGUACUUUCCUAUUACAUUACUCGGCAAUCCAUAAGAUGCUCCAAAGACACUCCAGGUCUUUGUUAUGAAAUAGUGAGGGAACCUCCUCCCAGGACUAGCCCACAGAUGCGCAAGACUGUGGCAGCCCUGGACAUAAAGCCAGACGACAAACACAGACUCUCUUCUCUUGCCAUAAACCAGAGGCAUGAUGAGUCAGAACAUGAGCCUUUAGCCCCUGCCUCCUCCAAAUUUGGUCAGAAUGCUGAGGCUUUCAUAAAGUACAUAAAGAAGAAGCUUGCUCAUGGUCCCUUAUCUAAUGACCAGCUACUCCUCACUGUCAGCACAAUGCAACAUGCCUACCAGACUGACCACGUCAGUGCCAAUAUGGCACAUAACAUGAAAAUCAAAGAUGCUUGGGGGGCUGUCCACCUCCAGAAAGAGCAGCGCCAAAAUAUCCUGGUUCCUCAAAAUCCAGAGCAACAGAAAAUGGAUCCAUCAACCCAGCUGAAAAGACUGAAGGCUGCCAGAGGCAUUCUAGGUAUGGAAAGGAUUUCCACACCUUAUGAAGUCAAGACGCUACAGCUCAACUUAAAGAACUCCUUGCUUGGGAGCAGCGUGAAAUCCUUCAUCCCUGUCCCGACUAUUACACGGUCCAAGUCAUGCAACAGCUUGUCUGGAGGGAAAAAGAAGUCUGGCCAGGCCAAGAUGCCACCUCCAACUACCACUCGGGGGAAGGUCAUCGGUCACUAUACAACCUCCUCUGAAUCUAUCAAAGUACCCCGAAUGAAGAUUGCCCAACCUGAUACAGAUAUAGCAACACGGCGAGGAAAACUCUUCUUUGUCCACUCUCCAAACCCAUACCGACUCAAUACUGGGUUCCAGCUUUUGACAACACAACAAAUGAAAGAAUAUGAAGAAGCUAAGAUACACGAGUAUCAGGCAAAGAAGACCAAAGUUAUAGCAAACAGAGAAAAAGAAAGUAAAAAUGCCUGGUUAAGGAAAAUUAAAGGUCUUCCCAUAGAUGAUUUCACCAAGGAGGGUAAAGUUGCUGCUCCUGAACUUGGAGAUAAUGUUUUCAUUUGAGCUUAGCUUUUCAAAGCAGCCCUUCCAAAUAAACGAGCACAAGCCAAAGAGCUGGCAUUGGAAGGUUUGGGGCUGUUUGGAUUUUUACUCUCAGCUAUUUCCUUUCAGAAGACUAUGACAAAUUCUAUCCAAUUAUUCUGAUUUUGGAAUAGCUGAGAAGCUUGGACCCAGAGCAAUUGGAGGGGGGUUGCUUGAUGGGGGAAGCUGCUUCACUCCCCAAAGAAACAUAGUUCCAGUUUGCAAUGUGUGUAGUUUACAAAUGCUCCUGUUCUCUGGAGAAAGGCUUAUUAGCACGACGCUAAAAUGAUUCUGUUUGUAAGCUUUCUUCUCAAGCCUGCAUGUACACUCCUCAAAGCUCAUCAUCCAGCCCAAAUCUAAAUGAAAAUGCCUAAACUUUGCAGUCUUGAGGGCAACCUCCAGGUGCAUGAGAGCCACCAUCAAUUGUUAUUUGGCCACAAAAUAAAGAAAUCUUGAAGCAAGAGCAACAGCUCUUACAGCAAUACCUGCUUUGUAAUGAACUUGUUUCUUGAGUGACUUGCUGCUUUGCAUGUGGGUCUUGUUUUCACCUUCCAAAUAGUGGGGGGGGGAGUGUAAUGAAUUAAAUUCCAUGCAAAAUCAGACUGACUCUAUCCCACAACAUUUUCAAGUGGGCCUUAAAGACUUAUUGUUUUUACUUGGAAGCCUUCAGUGGUUGACAUAAAUUGGACUGCAAAGAUGAUGUUCUACAUUGUUGAUAAUAUAUUGAGUUUAUGCUGGGCUGGUUGAUUGUUUUGGGCUAGCUUUUCAGUUACUAGUGUGGUUCUAUUUAGUGUUUUAAACGUUUCUGGUAUUGUUUGCUAUUAUUUUUUGUGCUCUGCUUUCUUUAAAAAGCAAGUUUAUUAAUUUAUUAAAUCUAGGACAGUACUGCUGCUCUGUAUAACUUACACUGAAACCCCUAAAAUAAUUCCCUGGGCAACAGAUUUGAGAGCUUCCGGUUGGCAGGAGUAAGGGUGUCCUUAGCAUCUCCUUGGCAGAAAGUAGUUCAGCAGAUCCACCUUAUCUUGGUUUGGCAUUGAUUCAGCUGUCCAUAUUUGAUACCUGCUUGGUGUGACAAAACCUCCACAACUGAUAUAGGAGGGCAGGCAAGGGGGUAACUGUAAUCCCAGUGGAAGAAAACCAACCAGGUGAUCCUCAUUUUCGCACAAUGCUAUACAUUUGAUUUGGUGAGACCAGUUGAAGCUGAAAUCUUCCAUUUGGUGCUGAAAUACAGUUGUUUAAUGUGUACGGUGGUAUUACUUGUUUUCAUUGUUCUCUGUGUGGUUUUAUUGUUUUAAUGUGAAUCUUAAGUCACUCAGAGAUCCUGAUGGUUUAUGG
Messenger RNA from Rhineura floridana, 4509 nucleotides. RefSeq names its product F-box and WD repeat domain containing 10B (gene FBXW10B). The coding region runs from base 1 to 3156 and encodes 1051 amino acids. The record is from RefSeq and is a predicted model, not a curated record. The transcript has 13 exons. Gene Ontology annotation, molecular function: protein binding. NCBI's taxonomy places the organism in Eukaryota, Metazoa, Chordata, Lepidosauria, Squamata, Rhineuridae.